CUCGGCGCUCUUUCCUAUAGUCUGGUCCCCAGACCUGCUCAAUCGCCUGCCGUUACCGAAAGCAUCAAGAUGAGUCUAGCGGAGAGUCGAGCUCCGCGGAAAACAGCGGGAAACCGCAUGUCUGGCCUGCUGGAUGCAGAGGAAGAGGACGAGUUCUAUAAGACCACAUAUGGUGGCUUCAAUGAGGAAUCUGGUGAUGAAGAAUACAACGAAGAUCGCUCUGAGAGUGAGGAUGAAGUGGAUUCAGACUUUGACAUUGAUGAAGGCGAUGAGCCAACCAGCGACCAUGAGGAGGAUGAGCCUAAGAGAAAGCGGAGAGUGGUGACCAAGGCGUACAAGGAGCCAAUCAAGCUUCUUAAACCCAAGCCGAAACCCAAAGCGGAUGCCUCCAGCAGCGUUGCACAGAAAAGCCGUCCAGAGAAGCCUGCUCCCCAAGAGACGCCUGAAGAUGUUGGGGACAGCCGCAAGCACAUGCGCCAGUCCACUACAGAGCACACACGGCAAACGUUUUUACGCGUGCAGGAAAGGCAGGUGCAGUCACGCAAGAAGAAAGGGCCUCACCCGGACAGACCGCUGACCCAGGAGGAGCUGCUGGAGGAGGCGAAAAUCACAGAAGAAAUCAAUAUACGCUCCCUGGAGAACUACGAGCGACUGGAAGCUGACAAAAAGAAGCAGGUCUUAAAAAAGAGACGCUGCACGGGCCCAACGAUCCGCUACCAGUCUGUGGCCAUGCCGCUUAUCACUGAAGUAACCGUGAAGGAGGAGAAUGUAGACGUGGAAGGCCUGGAUCAGGAACACACAGGAGACUCAUCCACAACAGCUUCGUCAAGUAAAUGUUCCCGCACCUUCAUCACUUUCACCGACGAUGAAACCUUUGACCGCAUGUUUCCGAAAUCCAAGCAGGCCAAGUUACCCGUCCGAGAGCUGUGUCCCGUCACCCACAAACCUGCCCAAUACAGGGAUCCCAUCACAGACAUUCCUUAUUACAACGCCCGUGCCUUCAAAAUCAUCCGCGAGGCGUACAAAAAAUACAUCACAGCGCAUGGGCUCCCAAGUGCUGCGAUGGCAGCGGCGAUGGGACCCACCGCACCGUCUGCUGACCCAAACCAGCGGAACACCCGCCAAAAAAUCAUCAUCAAGCAAGGUGUUCAGGCAACGUAAUUAAGGAGGAUUACCGGCCUGGUGUCUUUGCAUUUGGGACUUAUUAAUUUCUAUUUACUUCCUUCCGUUUUGCGCCGGUGGGAUCUUUGAAGGGCGAUGUCGAGAUUCUUCGAGGAUACUUUGUUUGGUUCUUACAUCCAAAGGCCCACUCAACCUGAGCUCUACCCAAAUAGUUGUUAAUGUUCCAAAGAUCUGUGUUUUUCCCCCUAUUACUAUGAACCUCCCGAAACCGUAUACCUCAUUCCAGGCUCGGUUAAUUUUAAUUGUUGUCCAACUAACGAUGGGUUUUUUUUUUUCACGUGUUUCUGCCGCCGUGGUGGCCUUUCUUAAAAGGGUUGAUGCAGCCACCCAGGACAGUUGUCUAAUUUGAUGUUUCUGUAAUGGUGGCUGGGGGCUAUGUAUUUAAAGGUGUAUGUGAAAUCUGAUUUUUUUAAUAAAAUUUUGGGGCAUACAAA
Spea bombifrons (plains spadefoot toad) is the source of this 1616-nucleotide messenger RNA. It is a transcript of the gene VPS72, whose product is annotated as vacuolar protein sorting 72 homolog. NCBI's taxonomy places the organism in Eukaryota, Metazoa, Chordata, Amphibia, Anura, Pelobatidae. Gene Ontology annotation, biological process: regulation of DNA-templated transcription; chromatin remodeling. Gene Ontology annotation, molecular function: ATP-dependent H2AZ histone chaperone activity. The record is from RefSeq and is a predicted model, not a curated record. The coding region runs from base 70 to 1161 and encodes 363 amino acids. Gene Ontology annotation, cellular component: nucleus. The transcript has 6 exons.